This is a messenger RNA of Ceutorhynchus assimilis (cabbage seed weevil), 2228 nucleotides long. The record is from the annotation of a GenBank genome assembly. Lineage: Eukaryota; Metazoa; Arthropoda; Insecta; Coleoptera; Curculionidae.
UCGCAACACCGCGAACAACUCUGUUCACUGCGUGACGUAGUACUUUUACGGUUGCUGUCGUACGUCGUUAUAUUUCGUAUUUGGACGCGAGUACCGAAAAGUCAACGACACUCUUCAGGAUCUUUUGACUGAUCUAUGUUAACGUAAUUGACGCGGGACAGUCGAUCUGCUAUUAUCGGUGCAAUGAUUCGAUUUGGACUUUUAUUGACCGGUUGUUGUCUUGUUGGUUUGGCUCAAGGUUCCGCAAUCAAAAAUUUCAUAGGAGAACCGGAUUACCGGCAAGUACGAUUACACUGGGAAAUUGAAAAAUCUGCACUACCGAAAAACGGCUACAAUGUCAGAUAUUGCGAGCUUCAAACUUGGGGUCAGCAAAGGUGUCGACUCCAGUUGGUCAACAAUACGGCUGUAGAGAAGAAUUUUAUUGAUGGAGACGAAGAAUUAAAACAAUACUCCGCAGACAUUAAAGGUUUGAGAAUGGCUACCACGUACUCGUUUGAAAUCAAGCCUGUGAAAGAUAAAGAUGGGAAGGAAAGGGAAGUUAGAGCGGAAGGCGACGACAGGAACCAGAACAUGAUUAUAAUUCCUACCAAAGGAUUUUCCGCAAAAGCAACGCAAUGUCUACCGCACGCCAGCGAAAUAGAAGUGUCAACAGGACCAUUCUUUGGCGGCAGGAUCGCCGUGGAGGCUGCGGACGGUGAACGGUGCGCGAUCGAUGGCGAACCCAAUAGUGCCAGAGACACGUACACUUUGAGGAUUAACCACACAGAAUGCGGCAGUCAGGUUAACGAAACCACAGUGGCCACUUUUGUGCUCGUUCAAGAGAAUCUGCCCAUCUUAACCCACAGCACGAGAAGAUUCUUAGUCUUGUGCUCUUACCAACCAGAAACUUUGACCGUCCGGGCCGGAAUCAGUUUACCAAACGCAAAUCGCGGACAAGUUCAAAUCCACCCAGCUUCAGAUAUCGACGAUGAAGAAGACAACUAUUUGGGAAGACGAUCGAGGAAUUUACGUUUGGGGAGAGUCAUGCAAAAACCGGAAGCUUUAGUUAAAGAAGAUAUCCUCUCGCAACCUCAACCUCAAUACAGAAGCCUUAUCGUUCCGAUAUUCGUCAUCACCAUGUUAUCGAUUGCAGGAAUUAUAGGACUAGUUGCAAUAGUUCUAAAAAUAUCCGGAAAGACAUUAGUGGAAGAAAUGGAUAACGUAUCAAUAGCGUCAGAUUUGUCCACCGGCAGUUCGAGUACCAUAUCAGAAGUGGAUAUCUGUAUUGAUGAAAAGGAAGGGGAUUUGUCAAAUGGAAAAGAAGGUGUGAAUUAAUUGAGUAAAAAUAAGUUUCUUGUGUCAAAAACUUUCGACUGGCUGGGCCCUACAAAUUAAUUUAUUAAUCGAAUGCCAUGAAAGUUACCAAUUUUAGUGGCAAGAUUAGAUUCAGACACAUAACCUUUUUCUAAAGAUAAAUGGUUGCCAGUGAUUACAAAUUAAAACGAUUUGAAAGCAAGUCGAGAGACGCUUUGUCUACAAAAUAAAGAAAGUUCAUUGACAGUGAUAAUACUAUUUAUUUUCUUUCAAUUGUGAUGCAAAACGACAUCACAUAGAAGGAUAACAAAGCAGAAUGCAUUGUGUAUCGCUAACUUAUGCAUUCCUAGAAAUGUGAUACCUAUAAUGUUGUUUGUAACUGUAAACAAUGUUUUAAGUGAUUAGGAUAAGAAGACGACAGUACUAAUUGAUAUUUAGUGGUAUUUACUGAUGACAGAUAAAGGCUGAGAGUGUUUCGAAAAUGCGGUUUGUUUGGAGUUUAUAUGAAAUGUUUAAUUAAUUUAUGAAAGAUUUUAAGAAAAGUAAUUGUUAUUUGAUCAGAAAUUAACUGAAGCGAAAUGCGGCAAAAUUAUCUUAACUAUACCUAAAGUUUAAUGGUAGGUGACUAAAUUAUUCAUAUAAAUUUUAUGUUUGAAUAAUAAUAAAAUAGGAAUAUAUUUUAUAAGAUUAUAUCUAUAUUAUUUAUAUAGACCUCAUAACUUAGGUAUUUUAGAUGUUAAGGAAUAUGGAUCGUGGUUGCAUUAAGUUUGCACGUGAUUUGUAUAAUAUUUAUACUAGGUGUUCAAUCUUAAUUAGAUAUUCGAUGUUCUAUUCGUAUUGAACACUGGGUAUACUCUACUCUGUGCAAUUUUUGGGUAUAUGUAGGUAUUAAAUUGUUUAUUGAUUAGCCAUAAUAUAAAAUGUAUAAAACCUCA